Messenger RNA from Oncorhynchus gorbuscha (pink salmon), 2475 nucleotides. RefSeq lists its product as uncharacterized. Lineage: Eukaryota; Metazoa; Chordata; Actinopteri; Salmoniformes; Salmonidae. The coding region runs from base 94 to 1557 and encodes 487 amino acids. The transcript is spliced from 13 exons. The record is from RefSeq and is a predicted model, not a curated record.
CACCGUGUGUUGACGCGCGGUGUCCCCUGACAACCGUCUGGGGAAAACAGGAAUCUUUUCUCUUCCCCUCUGGGCAGACAGACGCGGCCAGCCAUGUCUACCAGGGCUACCGACCCUAACAAGCCUCGGAUGCUGAGGGUAUCUGACACACGCCGGGCGCUCCAGAGCCUUCUCCUGGGGGCAGAGAUGGCUCACAAGGCUGACAUCCAAACAUACAGCUGUGGCCACCUGAGCCCUUACACCCUGAGCCAGAACCAGCCCCACCGGAGGAGGACAGAGGAACCAAUCUGGGAGAUGUCUGAGGUCCAGGACAGAGAGAAGGGUGAGGAGGAAGGCCUGAGUCCCAGUCCUUUUACGCAACGCCUCCAGAGACAAACCAAGAUGGCCGCCAACAUCGAGAAGAUGACGGAAGCCAUGUUUGACUUCACUGUAGCCAAGGGGCUCAAACCUACAGUCUUGAAGCCUGGGCAGCAUGAGAGCCUUACUGGCACACAGAGAGGAAUGAAGGGAGAGGAAGGAGAAGAAAGAGAGAGGAGGAGGAAAACAAGGCUCAAGAUGGUUCUGGACCCCUCUGAGCUCUUCCUGGUCAAACCCAGCAUAGCAUCACAGACAAAACCUCCUGAAGGUGUUGAGGGGAACCAGGACCGGUACUGGUUCACGCAGUCUCACCUGGGGGGCCUGACCAAGAAGGACCAGAUGAGGAUGAUGAGACACUUUGACAGACGGGUGUUGAGGAAGCAGGACCUCAGGGACAGGAACUGGAUCAGCGGGAACAAGGCAGCUGAGGCCUACGAGUGGAAGCUAGAGAAGGAGCUGAGGAGGCUGUCAGACCAGAGCUGUCCCAGUAGAGACCGCCUGGGGGUGUUCAGUGACGUCUUCAACAAUGUCUGUGAAGGCUCGCCAGUAUUCAGAGACAUCCUCAGGGAAAUCAAGACAGACUAUGAUCUGUACCUCAACUCUAUUCUGGACUCCCAGACACCUCUCGAGGAUUUGUCUGAGCUGGCUCUGCUGGGUGGUCUGGCCAUCGUAGGGGCAGAGGAUCUGGAGGAAGCUGGCAACGAGGUGUCCAGGCUGGGAGAGGAGGCGCAGAGGGCCCUGGAGGAGAAUGACAGAGUCAGGAAUCAGUUUCAGAACGUACGUGACAGAGUCAUGGAAAUCCCAGAUGAUGAAGGGCUCCAUAUGGAGGCCACUCUGCCAGGGCUGUUGAGGCCAGGUGAAGGGCCGAUCUCCUUUAUAGAUCGUGUCCAGCCUAAGAGACGGCAGGUGUGGAUAAUGUGGGAGGAGGUCCAGCUGCUGCAGAAGGAACUCAAGGAGAAGAUGGUAUCCAUCAUCACCACAGGAGCUACAGAGAGAUGCAUCAGAGACUCUAAGGGAGAGAUCAUGAGACUACUGGCCUCAAAUGAACGCUUCAGAAACACCAACAAGGAUCUGGAAAGCAACCUCAACAUGAUCCUGAACAGAGUGACAACAAGCGAGGAUGUCAAAGCGGAGGUGUGGGACAAAAUAUGGACCGCCCUGCGACACGAGGACGAUAGAACACAACCUCUAGUAAAUUAGUAGCGUUUGGAACAGUACCUCUUUUUGUCCACCAGGGGGUAGUGUUUAACAAGCUGACCUGAAGGCCAUUCUUAGAUAUUAUGGACGGGAUGAUUACUCAUUCGCCAAGAUUCACAUCAUUUUUAAUCAUUGUUAUUCGAGCUAACAUUAAAAUAUCUCCGAUGGUAACAGAAGUACGAUGGCAUUUAGUUACAACAGCAACAACCACACUGUAUGUAGUCCUCACAAGAGUCAAUUGUGCUGUAGUGACAUCGUUGAAAUAUCUUAUGUGACUUAUCAGACUAUUUAAUAGUCUUUUAACAAUAAAGAUAUAAUUGAGGAUGUGGUUAAAUGUGGUGAUGAUUAUAGUAAAUAUGGCUUUGAUGUCAUACAAGCAAACCAUACAACCGCCGAUCCAACGUGAUUUGGGGCGGCAGGGUGGGCCCAGUGGUUAGAGCGUUGGACUAGUUAACCGAAAGGUUGCAAGUUCAAAUCCCCGAGCUGACAAGGUACAAAAUCUGUCGUUCUGCCCCUGAACAAGGCAGUUAACCCACUGUUCCUAGGCCGUCAUUGUGAAUAAGAAUUUGUUCUUAACUGACUUGCCUACUUUUACUAUAUAAUCUGGGUCCAAUCCCUUGGCUGUCCACAUCCUACCAGACCUGUCCACGUCAUCACACCUAUCAUCACCUGCUGUACACAAACACACACACAGAUCAAUCUUCUCCACAUAGGCAGUAUAUACUGUUCUGUUGCUAAAGCUCUGCUAUCUGAUAUUCAUUCUGUCACAAAAGAUUGUAGAUUCUAGACCAGGGCACUCCAGCCCUGUUCCUGGAGAGACACCCUCCUGUAGGUUUAAACUCCAACCCUGUUCCUGGAGAGACCCUCCUGUAGGUUUUAACUCCAACCCUGUUCCUAGAGAGAGACCCUCCUGUAGGUUUU